Messenger RNA from Cajanus cajan (pigeon pea), 1329 nucleotides. RefSeq lists its product as uncharacterized. NCBI's taxonomy places the organism in Eukaryota, Viridiplantae, Streptophyta, Magnoliopsida, Fabales, Fabaceae. The record is from RefSeq and is a predicted model, not a curated record.
AUGGAAGUCCGCUGCAAACUGUUUAUGGGGACACUCAAAAAGGCGACGCUCGAUUGGUUCAGUGGUCUCCCCGACCGAUCCAUCACCGACUUCGAUGUUUUCAAUCGGCUCUUCAUGGCCCAAUUUGCCGCCAAUAAGAAGAACCCGCCGAUCACGUCAGACUUGUUCGAUCUCAAGCAGCAGCGGGAGGAGUCACUGAAAGAUUUUUUGCAAAGGUUCAAUGAGGUUGCCCUGAGGAUAGCAUCUUUGGAUGAGAGGAUGGCUGUCAUCGCGUUCCAGAAGGGCCUAAGGUUCAGGGCCUUCGACAUCGCGCUGGAGAGGGCGAAUUGUCAAACGAUGUCGGAGAUGAGGGCUUUCACCUUGAGUCACAUCAAGACGGAGGAAGGACAUAUUAACAAAAGGGCUGCUGAGAGCCGAGAGGAGGUAGGGCGAAGCAACAAGGAGAGCAGCAAACAUCUUCGACCGCGUUCAGACUGGAAUAAGCGACGUGAUCGGUAUAACGUGAAGGAGGGCAAUUACCGACAGGCUAAUCGUGGAGGUCGUCCUAGGGGCGAAUGGAUACGCACCAACGAUGAGGAGAAGUUCACCCCACUCAACGUCCCUAGGAGGCAGAUACUCCAUGAUGUCAAUAGCGCAACAUUGUUCGAAUUCCCAGCAGUGACGGAGCGCCAAUUGGGUCCCUUCAAGACCGAUUGGUGUGAGUUUCACAAGACUCACGGGCACUCUACGGAAAAUUGCUUCGUCCUUGGAAGACAGAUUGAACGCUUGAUCAAGGAGGGACGCCUGAAAAAGUUCAUGGCAAGGAAACAGGAGGAAGGCUCGUCAGAUAGGCGACACAGGCGUACACAGGACGACACAAGGAGGGAUAGGCAUAGAGAGAGGACUCCCCCCAAGGACACUCCAGCAAGUUCGUCGAAGAUCCAUCAGCAAGCAGUCCAUGGGAGUUUCAAUACAGUGGCGGGAGGAUUUGCAGGAGGAGGAGUCACCUCGGCUGCUCGGAAAAGGUACACGCACUCUGUCUUAUCCGUGUCGGAAAUCCGCCGACCACCUCAUCCUACAAUUUCAUUCUCGGACACCGACUAUGAAGGAGUAGCCCCUCAUGAGGACGACCCCGUCGUCGUAUCGGCGGUUGUCAUGGGGUUGAAGCGUGUGUUGAUUGACCAGGGAAGUUCCGCGGACAUUUUAUUUUGGGAAACCUUUGAGGGGAUGAAAAUACCUAAUAACCGACUAAUUCCUUACGCAGGGACUCUAGUAGGUUUGCAGGAGACCAGGUCAUCGCAAGGGGAUACGCCAAUUUGGAGACGACCUUUGGCCAAGGAGCUCAGAUGA